Molecule: messenger RNA, 342 nt
Organism: Rhizopus microsporus ATCC 52813
Lineage: Eukaryota; Fungi; Mucoromycota; Mucoromycetes; Mucorales; Rhizopodaceae
Product: protein associated with mitochondrial ATP synthase
Exons: 2
Coding region: 1-342 (113 amino acids)
Biological process (GO): proton motive force-driven ATP synthesis
Molecular function (GO): proton transmembrane transporter activity
Source: RefSeq, a predicted model, not a curated record
AUGGCUUCAAAAUUCAUUGGCUGUGCUCAGGUUUAUCUCAACAAAGCUUUGGCUCUUCAAAAGCCCGUUGUUUACAACACAAAGGUUGCUGUUGAAAUUGCCAAACAAGUAUACAAGAAGGAAGGCAUGGCUUUCCCUUCCGGGGCACAGUUUGCUGAAGCCCAGCAAUCAGUGCAAAAUGCUUUAAAGAUCAAGAAUCUCAAGAACUUGACCUUUUCUGAUGUCGCAAAGGGUGGUGUCAUCUUUGCUGAAAUCUAUACCUUCUUCCUUAUUGGUGAAAUCGUUGGCCGUAGAAAUUUGAUUGGAUACAAUGUCGAGUCUGAAGAGUCUGCUCACCAUUAA